AUGGCCGAGCCCGAUCCUCAACCCCAGCGACGGUCUUCCUCCCAGGCCUCCUCUGCAUCCAGCAGGAGCCAAAAGGCUAGAACACUUCGCACAAAAGGCCAGAAACGGCACUCGGCUUCUUCCAAUGCGCCCACCGAUCUCACCUCGUUCCCUUCGCUUUCCCCGCCUGAUCACGCCCCCACGUUGAACUCCGGUUUGACGAAUACGUUGAUGACUGCCAAUGGCGCGGAUGGGACUACGGAGUUUGGUCGUGGGCGUAAAGCCACGUUGGCCAGGCUUACCACUGGGUUGUCUCACAGUUCAGGUCGGGCUGCCUUGUUUGAAGAUUCCGCCCCACUACAUGACAUCCCGGGGGCCCUACAUUUGGCGGAUGAUGCCCAUAUUGAGCGCCUGAUAGCGAGUACUGGUGCCGUGAAAAUCGUUAGACAGUAUGCGCGGGACUUGGCUCAGCGUGAUGCUGAGAUCUCGGCUCUGCGGCAGCGUGCUGAUGCGAGGGAGCGUGAGCUCAAGCGGAUGCUUCGAGAAGUAUCUGUAUCGAAUCAGGAUAUCGAGCGUCGCCUAUACCAGCUGGAGAAUAAUCCAGAGGACCGCCAUUCGGACGGAGAGAGCAGUCACAGUGGCAGGAAAUCCGCAGGGCUGGAUGGCCUCAUGUCCCAGGCCAUGACAGAUGCAGUUGGAUCUCAAUCAGAUGCAGAAGACUCAGAUCUCCAAGCUACGAUUCGCGCCCAGCGAUCGGAAAAUGAAGCUCGCAAGGAAGUGACCAGGGCCGAAUCAAGCAACAAUCGAAAGCGAACAGGCUCAUUGCGCGGCUGGGGUGACUACAUCUUUGGUGAUUCGACCAAUGCGAGUCGGAAGACCAGUCGCGCCAGCAGUAUUAUGAGUGAUAUGCACGGCAUUGAAGAGGAAGGCGGCGAACGUCCUCGUAUACCCAGUAACCUCUCUGUCCGUCGCAAGGCUCUUGACGAACAGCUUUUCCAGCCCCCGGGCAUCUCCGCGAGUGAUGCGAAGCGGAUUGCAAGCGAAUCCACCAAUGGCGACGACCGUUCUAGUGUUCAUUCUCGGAAAUCAUCCCGCUCACUUGGGUCAUGGACUGUCAAAUUGUUUGCCGGUAACACACAGACGCCAAAAGAGGCCAGCGAUUCCGAGGCCAUUCGCAGCAAGUCUGUCAAUCUAGAAAAAUCAAUGACCCAACCUGGCACUCCAAAGAGCGGUAUGUCCGCUGUUGCUGCGUUGAAGAGGAUCAAUGGUCACGGCGUGGUUCCACCUGGACGUCCUGCCAGCGUGGGCAGUGGGACGGUCAGAAUUAAUCCAGCCGCACGCAGGACUGCAGCAGGGAGCGUGUCACAAGGUACCGCCGCCGAGACAUCAGAUCGUACCACGACCAAUCUGGGCCCCGUCGAAAUGGAUGCCAUCUUGCCUGUUGAAUCUCGACCUCCGACUCUCGCCCCAAUUUACAACAACUCCCAGCCUGGCGAAUUUCUCACCGAUCGGUUUGGUUUCAUUUAUGAUCAGCGCCGGAAGAGACGACAGAGGGAAGCUACCUCGGGGAAGCGGGUUCGAUCACCUUUAAGCAUUACCGAGACUCUUGGAAACCUCCGGAGUGAAGUAUCGGACGGAGAAAACGAUCAGACCGACUAUCAAGAGACACCUCAAACUCCGGGUUCCCCUCCAGGCUCUCCUGACGACCCAGAAAGUGGAGCUGUUAGUCUUCGCCGCUGGCAGGACUAUCUGAGGUUACCGUCUCGUCCAACAGAACUUUUAUCGCAUACUCCAUCUGCGGCCCCGAUUGUUUCUCUGACAAAUGCUGAGGAUAGUCGCUCUCAUAGCUCGUCUGUUUCAACCGACAAAGGACUCUCUGUCAGCUCGAGCCCUCAACCAUCGGCAUCCACGUCGACCAUUACCGCUAAAAAUCCUGAAUUUGCUGGAGGACUUACGGAAGAGUCUACUACUUUAUCUGCGAGAAUCAACCCUGCGGAGGCUGAGCCAGUUAAGCUACUGCUGGAGCAACUGACUGAUCUCCAUGAUACUCUCCAGCGCGAUCGUACCGUCCGGUGGAAUGAGUUCCUUCGCAAGGUGCGCGCCGAACGCAGAAAAGAGGGUGAAGCCGCAGCUGCAGCUGCAGCAGCCACGUCAACGGACCGGUCCCUAACAGCAGUGGACACACCUGAAGCCACCCUCGCUGAUGGUGAGGUUAUUGGCAUCGCUGGUCUGGGCAAUAAAGGCAAGGUCGGCCGCAACAAGUGGCGAGAGUUCCGAUCUCUUGUCCUCGCCGGCAUCCCCGUUGCCCUCCGUGCCAAGGUGUGGUCUGAGUGCAGUGGCGCAUCUGCCAUGCGUAUUCCUGGAUACUAUGGUGACCUGGUGCGGGGCGUGGGAGGAACCGAACCUGAUGUUUCGGUGGUCGCACAGAUCGACAUGGACAUUCGUCGCACCCUCACCGACAAUGUCUUUUUCCGCAAAGGUCCCGGUGUUGAUAAGCUCAGGGAGGUCCUCUUGGCGUACUCACGACGCAACGAAGAAGUGGGAUACUGCCAGGGUAUGAACCUCAUCGCAGCAUCGCUCUUACUCAUCAUGCCAACGGCCGAGGAUGCAUUUUGGAUUUUGGUCUCCAUGAUCGAGAUUAUUCUGCCUGAACAUUACUAUGAUCAUGGACUUUUGGCAUCUCGUGCGGACCAGGUGGUACUGCGCCAGUACAUCUCGGAGCUUCUUCCCAAGCUCUCGGCACACCUGGAGGAUCUUGGCGUGGAACUGGAGGCUCUCACGUUCCAGUGGUUCCUUUCUGUGUUUACGGAUUGUCUCUCUGCGGAAGCGUUAUACCGAGUAUGGGAUGUGGUAUUGUGUCUCAAUGUGACCAGUGCAGUUCCCAAUGGCCCGGGUCCGACCGUCUCUUCGGCUUCCAGCGUCAAAGACGGCAAUGAUAAAGCGACUCUGGCCUCCGAGGAUAGCCCGUCUGGUAGUGGUGGUGGAAGUACAUUUCUUUUCCAAGUCGCCCUCGCCUUGCUUAAGCUCAACGAACCGCAGUUGCUUACAACCUGCUCCACCCCGGCUGCUCUCUACACGUAUAUCAACCACCAGAUGACUAACCAUGCUAUCAGCAUCGACGGGUUGAUUCAAGCCAGCGAGGCAUUGCGUAACAUGGUCCGCCGCGAAGACGUUGUCUCUCGCCGGGCUGUCGCGCUCAGAGACAUGCGCGAAUUCAGCGUCGGGCGGGACUAG
Penicillium maclennaniae is the source of this 3213-nucleotide messenger RNA. RefSeq lists its product as uncharacterized. The record is from RefSeq and is a predicted model, not a curated record. Bases 1 to 3213 code for a protein of 1070 amino acids. Lineage: Eukaryota; Fungi; Ascomycota; Eurotiomycetes; Eurotiales; Aspergillaceae. The transcript has a single exon.